Molecule: messenger RNA, 744 nt
Organism: Mesocestoides corti
Lineage: Eukaryota; Metazoa; Platyhelminthes; Cestoda; Cyclophyllidea; Mesocestoididae
Source: the annotation of a GenBank genome assembly
AUGGAAACAACCUCGAUGCCGAGCAUCUCAAAUGAAGAAGAGUUCCCUUGGAAGACACCCGAGACAACGUUUCGCCACGCAGCUGACACCAGAGAGGUCAAAGUUCCUGGUUUCUUUUCACAUUACAAACUUCUUUUAUGGAAGACCUUUGUUCUCCGCAAGCGUCAACCCUGGGUGAUUGUAAGCGAACUGGUGCUUCCUCUUGUCCUUGUCAUCGCUGUUGUGGCAUUGAGGUUUACCGAGGUGCCUGAAGUCUAUCCACCUUGUUACCUCGUGUCUCAGCCCCUUCCAAGCAUGGGUUUUCUGGCCUACAUGCGCAGCAUUGUCUGCAAUUUUAACUUUUCCUGCAGUUCUCAUGACGUUGACGACCAAAGUCGUGCCAAUUUAUUUCCCUCGUGGAUGCAAUUAAUUGCAAAGCAGCCCCCUCAGAUGCUUGAUAGUGCCUUGAACCUCAUUAGCUCUCUUGCGAUGGAGGACGAAAAAGAGUCUACGGAUCCCGUUGUCACCCUCAUUGACAUUCUUUGUAAACCGGAGGUUGCAGUACUUCUGCGUUCCAGCCCUCAUUCAGAUAGGGUGUACUACUUGGAAAAGUUGUGCAAAGCUCCAAAUUUUAUCAAAGUGCUUUCAUUGACGACAGUAGUUGAGGAGGUGGCGCAAAGUCUUGGAACCCUUGUGCCUGACAAGAAAGCACUCAGGCAGAAUUCAGGAACACAAGGACUGAAUGUUAGUCUACUGGUUGAGCAG